Molecule: messenger RNA, 916 nt
Organism: Galleria mellonella (greater wax moth)
Lineage: Eukaryota; Metazoa; Arthropoda; Insecta; Lepidoptera; Pyralidae
Product: putative nuclease HARBI1
Exons: 3
Source: RefSeq, a predicted model, not a curated record
AUGGAUACAAAUUACCGAAAAGCUAUUCCUAUCGAGAAAAGAGUGGCUAUAACAUUAUUUGCUUUAGGGUCAUCUGCAGAGUAUCGUAGUAUCGCCAACAUGUUCGGUGUAGGAAAAUCUACGGUUUGCGAAAUUUUACUGGAAUUUUGCACCGAAAUCUGGAGAUUACUGCAGCCAUCCUGUUUUAAAAUGUUGCCUCUAAACAGAGAAAAUAUAACCGAAUUGGUGACUGGUUUCGAGGUAAUUGGAUUCCCACAAUGCUUAGGAGCAAUUGACGGAUGCCACAUUGAGAUUCAUCCAUCAUCUGACGAAGGUGUGGAUUAUUAUAAUUAUAAAGGAUGGUAUUCCACCGUUUUAAUGGCAUUAGUUGAUGCUAAAUACCGUUUUACUUACAUAAACGUAGGAAGUCCCGGGCGAUGUAAUGACUCUCAAAUUUAUGAGACGUCAUCAGUUAAGAAAGAAAUAGAUAGUUGUCCUUUGCUAAGCGAAAUGUCUAGAGAAAUUUCAGGCGUAAAUGUGCCAGUAUUCAUUAUUGGGGAUUCGGCUUUUCGAUUUAGCAAACAACUAAUGAAACCGUAUCCAUUUAGCGUAAAUCAAAAUAAUGGUGAGAAGGUAUUCAACUACGCUCUUUCGAAAACAAGUAGAGUUGUCGAAAAUGCUUUUGGACACUUCAAGGCCCGCUUUCGACGCAUCGGAAAAGGAAUUGACAACUCUGUACGGAAUGCCAACUCCAUAAUAAAAGCAUGUUGCGUCCUUCACAAUUUUUUAAAUGAUAACAACGACACGCUAAACGCUAAAUGGUUACGCGCUUUGGAAGAGUUGGAGACUAGACGCCAGAAUCCGUGUGAUAUUUCAUAUGCAUCUGACGACCCAAUUAAUGGAGAAAUGAUUCGGACAGCACUUUGUACAUAUUUUG